This is a messenger RNA of Acomys russatus (golden spiny mouse), 909 nucleotides long. Its product is annotated as olfactory receptor 4F15-like. Lineage: Eukaryota; Metazoa; Chordata; Mammalia; Rodentia; Muridae. The coding region runs from base 1 to 909 and encodes 302 amino acids. The record is from RefSeq and is a predicted model, not a curated record. The transcript has 2 exons. Gene Ontology annotation, cellular component: membrane. Gene Ontology annotation, biological process: G protein-coupled receptor signaling pathway. Gene Ontology annotation, molecular function: olfactory receptor activity; G protein-coupled receptor activity.
AUGAAUGAAACAAAUUAUAAUGAGGUUUCUGAAUUUGUUUUUCUGGGACUUUCAACAUCUAGACCAAUACAGCAUUUCUUCCUUACCUUCUCUGUGGUAUUUUACAUAAUCAUUGUACUGGGAAAUUCUAUUGUUGUUUUUACAGUGGCAUUUGAGCCACAUUUACAUUUCCCCAUGUACUUUCUAUUGGGAAACCUCUCAUUUAUUGAUUUAUGUCUUUCCACCUUAACUAUACCGAAGAUGAUUUCUGACCUGUCCUCUGGGCACAAUACCAUCUCAUUUCAGGGCUGUGUCUUCCAGAUAUUUGUCCUGCAUGUACUGGGAGCAUCUGAGAUGGUAUUGCUGGUAGCCAUGGCCUGGGACAGAUACGUGGCCAUAUGCAAGCCCCUCCACUACCUGACCAUCAUGAGCCCACGGAUGUGCCUUUUGCUUCUCUCUAGUGCCUGGGUUAUUGGCCUUUUGCAUUCGGUGGCCCAAUUAGCUUUUGUGGUCCAUUUGAGUUUUUGUGGUCCUAAUAAGAUAGAUAGUUUUUACUGUGACCUUCCUAGGUUUAUCAAACUGGCCUGCAUAGAUAACGACAGAAUGGAGUUCAUGGUGGCUGCCAACAGUGGUAUCAUUUCUAUCGGCACCUUCUUCUUAUUGAUUGUCUCCUACGUGGUGAUCCUGGUCACUGUAAGGAAACAGUCAUCAGGUGAUUUGUCCAAGGCCCUCUCUACACUUACUGCUCACAUCUCCGUGGUGGUUUUGUUCUUUGGACCAUGCAUCUUUGUGUACAUGUGGCCAUUUCCUACUGUGCCAGUGGACAAGUUUCUUGCCAUCCUGGACUUCAUGAUUACACCCAUCCUGAAUCCAGCCAUUUACACACUGAGGAACAAAGACAUGAAGGUGGCAAUGAAGAGACUGAUGUAA